Molecule: messenger RNA, 3917 nt
Organism: Rhinichthys klamathensis goyatoka
Lineage: Eukaryota; Metazoa; Chordata; Actinopteri; Cypriniformes; Leuciscidae
Gene: ippk
Product: inositol 1,3,4,5,6-pentakisphosphate 2-kinase
Exons: 13
Coding region: 121-1572 (483 amino acids)
Biological process (GO): inositol phosphate biosynthetic process
Cellular component (GO): nucleus
Molecular function (GO): ATP binding; inositol-1,3,4,5,6-pentakisphosphate 2-kinase activity
Source: RefSeq, a predicted model, not a curated record
GCUACACCCGUCGGUGUGUCAGACGCGGAUCCACCAGAAGUUUUGCGCCUGACCCUCAUCAUCUCGCCCGGAGUAUCAAAUCUGCGCCAAAACUCCAUCAGUUUACGGUUCUUCUGGGUAAUGGAACUGGAUAAAAUGGACGAAAACGACUGGAAAUAUCACGGGGAGGGGAACAAAAGCCUGGUCGUGUCUCACUUGCAGCACUGUCGAGUUCUCCGUCUGUUAAAGUUUCCCUCUGAAGACUCCGCACAUACACGACAGACCGCAGAACAAGCUUUUCGACACAUCCUCAACAUUGUGGAUUAUAGUAAAUAUGUCAUGAAGCCUUUGUUGGGGGAGAAAUACGUUCACAGCGGAGAGGUUGUCAAACUACCGCUGGACUUUGUGAGACAGCUGUCGCUGAAGGUCCAACAAGAACGACCUGAACUGCGCUGUGACAAGGUCAUGGACACAUUCAGCGGGUGUGGUUUAUGCCUCCCUAACCUGACCCAACUCCGCCUCCACCACCUCAGAGACCACAGACCUCCAAUAUGCGUCGAAAUCAAGCCAAAAUGUGGAUUUCUACCCUUUUCCAGACACAUAACUAAGGAAUGCAAACGCAAAGUUUGCAGAUUCUGCAUGCAUCAGCAUUACAAGUUAGCCAAUGGGAAGUGGAAGCGAUUGAGCAGAUAUUGCCCCCUGGAUCUCUUUUCAGGGAGCAAACAGAGAAUGUACGUUGCAUUGAAGAAUCUGUUAGAGGAACCACAAAACAACUUGAAAAUCUUUAAGGGCGGAGAGUUGAUAUUUAGCUGUAAAGACGACGCCAAGCAGCAACCCGACUUGAAUGAUCUCAUUCAGCACCUUUGGCCUUAUUUCCCCCAUAGUAACGGCCUCUAUAACAGCCACCAGCCUGGCAAAGCCGUCCUCAACGAGUUCAUUCAGGUGAUCUGCUCCUCCCUGCUCAGCGGCGGGGACUCGAAUCGCUCGGGGGAGCCCAGGAAGAUGCACCUGUCCGAAAGCAGGCCGCACUGUGAAGCCAGUCCCUUCCCAAGAGACCUGCUCCGCAACGGUAACCAUGGCCUCCCUAAAGACAGCGUCCUUUCAAAAAUCCUCCAAGUACAGAUGCUGGAUAACCUGGAUAUUGAAGGAAUCUACCCUCUGUACAAACGUGUAGAGCAGUAUCUAGAGGAGUUCCCGAAAGAACGAAACCGACUGCAGAUAGAUGGGCCUUAUAAUGAGAGUUUCAUGGACACAGUUAAAAACUGUCCCACUGAGGAUGACGGGUCUGUAGAAUAUGCUGUUGGGAAGGUUCAUCAGUAUAGAGUUGCAAUGACCGCCAAAGACUGCUCAAUCAUGAUCACGUUUGCACCUUGCGAAGACGACGAGGAGCACCAGUUGAAUUUGGAGAAGCCGCGUUUUACGUAUUCCGUUUCCAUCCUGGAUCUGGACCCCAAACCGUACGAAGGCAUCCCUCACCAGUACAAGCUAGACACCAAAAUCGUCAACUACUACCUGCGGAGCACGCAAGCUCCGCCCCCCUCCAGCCUAUAUAAGGAAAGGCAGGAGUGCACGCUGCUCUUCCAUGCUGUAUGAGACGCCUCCACAAGUGCUGCUUGGGAAAUGCGUAGAAGUGAAAUUGAAAUAGUGAUAUAGUUUUGUUAUUUUUGUUUGCUAGUCUGUCUAGCUGUUUGCCCUCCCAGCAUGUUCUGCGACGUGAAGUUGGCAGCGACGGUGGCAUUUCUGGGCUGUUGCUGGGACGACCUUUUGUUUUUCUUUUUAGAGGGUGAUGUUCUCACUGGGGCUGGUCUCCUAAAGCACAGAAUACCUGAACGAGUCAGUCAUUGGCUAUAAAAAGGGAGGACAAGGAGGUUGUGUGUGUUUUUGUGCAGUGCUGUUGGGUGUUUCUCUUACGCAGCAGCGCUACUGUGGUUUCCAAGUGCCAAAAAGUGGCUUACAGCGAUUUUCCCUAAUGAACGUUUUACCAUGCAUCAACUUGGCUGUGUCAGCAGUCGCUGUACAGGCAGUUUGAAGUUCAAAGGCAGACAAGUACUUGAGUUUUUAGUAAGACUACAUCCCUAGAGCUCCUCAAACCACUGACCCACGGCGAGCUACAGUAGCAGAAGUUAUACUGACAAGCACAGACCUGUUGCAUGCUAGCGAAUGAGGUUGCGCUAACACUGUCACUAUCCAUAAUUAGAUUUUAUGAAUUUGAAGAUGAGUCUAAUGAUAUUACUCUCUAUUGAAAGUGUAUUUUUAUAACGCACGCUUGCCUGGCGUAACCGUCUACCGCCGCCAUAUACAAAUCGAAGUGUCUUAUUAAAGAAUAGUUUGCACUACAUAAACAUUUAGCCAUCGUUUACUCACCCUCAUGUAAUUGCAAAUCUAAUCAAAAUGGCUGAAUCAUUUUUCUGUAGCUCGGCAGUUCAUUCUAACCAGGCGUUUUGUCCGUAUUGGACAAAACGCUGCUGGGUGUUGAGCAUGUAGUAAGUGAAUGAAUGAACAACAUUUUUGAACGCAAGAUCAUCAGUGAAUAACUACUUCAGUUUUGAGUGAAGAACACGCUUUUAAGUUGUAUGGACUACAUUUAUGGUGCUUUUUAUUGGACCUUCAAAUAUGUGGAAAAACCUGAAUAUACCGACAUGAAGGUGUGUAAAUAAUGAUUGAAUUUCCAUUUUUGGAUGAACUACUUCUUUAAAGCUAGUCUAGUAUCAUCUCAAACUCCACUUCCCCCGGGAAAAACUGCUGUAAAAUGCAAAAUCGACUGUGCCUGUCCAUCUACAACUGCUCUGUCUUUGAGUUCGACAUCAAUACACUUAGUCAUCUGUUUUGAAAUUGCAGACUAGAAAACAACUUGAGGAAUUCAUUCCCAGCAGUUUUAUUGGCUGUAAUUGUUUGCAGAGCAAGACAAAUUUCAUAAGUCGGCCAAAUAUGGACAGCAUGGCAGUUAUUGUUAGCACAAUACAGAAGUAAGUUGAUCCAGCAGUUUUUCAGAAUAGCAGUAUAUUGUGCCACAGAAAUGGCAGUGUUGAUUUAACAUUGUGUGCAAGUUUAGCGCCUUUUACCGAAAAACCAAUGACGGUUAUGCAAAUUUUACUGUGCGACUUCAACACUAAAGAUGGCACCUCAAGGUUGCCAUUUUCUUGUCAUGGGAAAUAUUACUGUUACAAAAUACUGUGGUGUGAGUGAUACUCAUUCAUGCUUCUGUUUACCUCUUUUACUGUGAUGUUGACUGCGUCGGCUUGCUCAACUCAAAGCCAUCAAUGCAGUUCUCAUCAGGUGAAUAGUGUUUGAGUUUUACAUGGAUGAACAUUCAACAUUGCCAAACUGUGUUGACACUCCCUUUUGUCUUAAUGUGAACUGGUGUCAAGAGAAGUAUUAUACGCCUUACCUGUGAGCGAACACGCUUUCGUUGUCCAACUAAUGGCGUUUGUUUGACUGUCAUGUUGCUCAGUUUUAAUGUGUUAUAUUGUAUCUGAUUAAGUGCAGUUUCUCCACACCAGACAUUGCUGUUUUUGCCUUCGUUUUAACACCAUCUUUCCCCUUACGAACCAAUGAACCAGAGAUAUUAUGAGUCUGAGGUGGUGACAUUGUGUUAUUCAAAUGAAAUAAAGAUCUAUAAUCACUAUGUAGGUAGGAAUGGACAUUAAUUCUGUUAAGCAAGAAGAUAAAGGAAUAUCACAGUUUCUGUGAUGGAAUCUAAUGUUAAAAUUUAACUGUUUGAAAAUACAAAGUGGAUUUUGCUGUCAGACAUUUUGUAUUUAAAAUUAUUUAUUUUUCUAGCUCUUGUCUAAUGAUGUAUAUUUACAUACAGUGUGGGCAUAUCAUGUGUAAAAAUGAUUGACACUUACAGAUGGCAUCAAUAUGUAGUUCCUAACGGGUGAUUGUACAGGUGUUUAUAUCAAAUAAAAUGAUUAGAUAUGAAGUUCUGAUGACAUGAA